Lycium barbarum (goji berry) is the source of this 549-nucleotide messenger RNA. RefSeq names its product mavicyanin-like. Gene Ontology annotation, molecular function: electron transfer activity. The record is from RefSeq and is a predicted model, not a curated record. Gene Ontology annotation, cellular component: plasma membrane. The transcript has 2 exons. Lineage: Eukaryota; Viridiplantae; Streptophyta; Magnoliopsida; Solanales; Solanaceae. The coding region runs from base 1 to 549 and encodes 182 amino acids.
AUGGUGUUAUUGGUGGUGAUGAUGGCUACCUUGGGAUCCACCAUGGCUGUUGUGUAUCAAGUUGGUGAUUCUGUUGGAUGGACUUUCAACUAUAACUAUGAACAAUGGGCUUCUUCCAAGAAUUUUCAACUCGAUGAUGUCCUUGUUUUCAAUUACAACCCACAACUGCACAACGUGAGGCAAGUGAACAAGACCAGCUUCGACUCCUGCACUGAUCAUGAUCCAGUUGCCAGCUUCUACACCGGCAGCGACUCACUCACCCUCAUGACUCCGGGUGAUUACUACUUUUUGUGUGACAUUCCUGAUCAUUGUGCUUCUGGACUCAAAUUUCACUUCAAAAUCGCUAUGCCAGCGACUCCCGGGGGUACUAAUACUAAUACUCCUCCGGAAAGUACAACUCCUCCUCCUGCUCCAAAGGGUUUUUCUUAUUUUCCUGGUUCUGCGGGUAUCACUCCUAGUAGAAGCAAUGCUUAUUCAUCCAAAUGGUUACCAAUGAGCAUGUUAUUGCCAUUGUUUCUUGCUAGCUCUAUGCUUCUAUUCAUGGUUUAG